This is a messenger RNA of Gamsiella multidivaricata, 808 nucleotides long. RefSeq names its product ring-box 1. The record is from RefSeq and is a predicted model, not a curated record. Gene Ontology annotation, molecular function: cullin family protein binding; ubiquitin protein ligase activity; zinc ion binding. The transcript is spliced from 5 exons. The coding region runs from base 181 to 546 and encodes 121 amino acids. Gene Ontology annotation, cellular component: cullin-RING ubiquitin ligase complex; nucleus. Lineage: Eukaryota; Fungi; Mortierellomycota; Mortierellomycetes; Mortierellales; Mortierellaceae. Gene Ontology annotation, biological process: protein ubiquitination; ubiquitin-dependent protein catabolic process.
CCCGUCUUCGCCAUUCGCUUCAGAAACAAAGGGGAUUCGCUCCAUUCUUUCACUUCCUUCACUUCCCACUUCCCACUUUUCCGUUCUGCUGACACAAACUCGACACAGAACUUCUGCCAUUUUCUCCCUCUCUAUAUUCCUUCCGAGUGAACAUCUUUGCUGAAAUAACUGUAGCGCAUCAUGGCCGACGUUGAAGAACCUAUGGAUGUCGAUACUCAGCCCUCAACUUCUGAGGCCAAGGGCAAGGGCAAGGCUGGCAAGGAUACUAGUGGCAAGAAGCGUUUUGAAGUCAAGAAGUGGAACGCUGUUGCUCUUUGGGCUUGGGAUAUUGUUGUCGAUAACUGUGCCAUUUGCCGUAACCACAUCAUGGAUCUAUGCAUUUCAUGCCAGGCGAACCAGGCCUCGGCCACAAGCGAAGAGUGCACUGUCGCUUGGGGGAUUUGCAACCACGCAUUCCAUUUCCACUGCAUCUCAAGAUGGCUCAAGACUCGCCAGGUCUGCCCACUGGAUAACAGAGAAUGGGAGUACCAAAAGUACGGUCAAUAAACGAGUUGGAGCGGGCCUUACCCCGCCUCCAGCCGUCGCUCACGUUAAUGCGACGGCGGAAUAUGGAAGCGCAUUGUACAAAAAGUAACAACAUCAAGGAGGACAAGGUUAUUAUUAUUAUUUUUUUUUGGACGGGGAUUAUAUUUGUUUCUCAACUCGAUCCGACAAAGUAGACGGAGUAAACUACAAAGACGAGCCAUAGCCAAAGUAAAGCCCAUCGUUUGAAUGAAUUGUACAUGAAUGCUUUGUUUUUGAUUAAGAG